Messenger RNA from Schistosoma turkestanicum, 159 nucleotides. NCBI's taxonomy places the organism in Eukaryota, Metazoa, Platyhelminthes, Trematoda, Strigeidida, Schistosomatidae. The record is from the annotation of a GenBank genome assembly.
AUGUCUACCACUACUACUAUUACCGCUACUUCUACUACAAAUACUACUACUGACACUACUACUACUGCUACUACUACUACUCACACUACUACUACUACCACUACUGAUACCACUACUACUACUCACAGUGCUACUACUACUACUACUACUACUAUUGUG